GUUGUUUUAUUUUAGUACAGGGAAGCUAAUUUGCUGCCAGCUAGUGGCCAAUAAAGGAAAAGGCACCUUCUGGUUAAUUGGAUGCUCCUUAAUUAAGUAGCUUACUGUUUUAUUUUGGUUCGUUUUGUGAUCGCCAGGUAUCUGGGGUGCAUUAACUUCUUUUCUCGUGUUGAUAUUUCUCUUUCUUGAUGGCCAUCAUGUCUCCGAAGAGAGUCCCAGCGCAGCCUGCCUUGACCGUUCCACCUAAAAGGACCAUUCGGGGACCUUCUCAGUCGCUUCGAUCCCCCUCGACUGGUCACGCCUCAGGGGGUCUGCAAUCUUUGGUUUCGAGCCUGGCAGGUGAUCCAGCUGCUUUGGCUCGCUUUGCUUCUGAAGUAGAUGGCCUGAUCCAACGCUGUAGCGCCGGGCCUAGCCAGCAACCAGCGGUGACCACUGCGGCUGCAGUUUCUUCACCUUCUGAUUCCGCAUCUAGCGAUGAAAAUGAUCUGCCCAUGUCUGGUGUUUUGUUUUCCGAUUCUCAGUUUUCUCGGAAUGCGGGCUCAGCCCCUGCAUCUAGUCACACGCGGGAGGGCAGAACCCCUUCUCGGCGCACAACCGGGAGCGGGCGACGGGGAAAGGCCCCUUCUAGGCAUGGGGGGUCUUCUAGGCCAGGGUCAGCUUUGCAACCUUUACCUAGCACCUCCGUGGGUUCUGAUCAGUCACCUGCCACCUCUUCUCAGUCUGUCCCAGGCGCUGCACUUCAGGGUCCAGCAUCAGAGUCUUCUGAGGAGGACAGCCUACCUGUGCCAGCCAAGUCCUCUUCGGGCGGCACACGCCGCCACAAGAAGUCUUCCGGAACGCGUGCGAAGAGAAGGCAGAGGGACACCUCCUCUUCAUCGACAGGUACAUCUUCGCAGAGUUCAGAGUCUUGAGUCAGAGGCCUCCUCAGAAUUUUAUUGGGGUCUGGGGGAAUUGGCCUCUGGUUUCCCCAAAUGGAUUUGGGAGCGGAGGGCCAACUCCCAUCGAGCAAAAUAUGGGGCCACUCAGGAAUACUUAAAUGGGGUGUUGUUACCUGAUAUUAAGAAGUCGACUAAUUUGGCUAGGGAUGUGAUCCCAGGAUGUCACCUUUCAAAGAAGUUGAGAACUAGGAUAUUGAAUGGUCGCUAUGUUGACAUGUUCAAACUGAGCCCUCCAGUAGACAGUUCACAGGCCCAAGAGAAGUCAUUUCUAUCCUCUA
This is a messenger RNA of Podarcis lilfordi (Lilford's wall lizard), 1216 nucleotides long. NCBI's taxonomy places the organism in Eukaryota, Metazoa, Chordata, Lepidosauria, Squamata, Lacertidae. The record is from the annotation of a GenBank genome assembly.